This is a messenger RNA of Ilex paraguariensis (yerba mate), 225 nucleotides long. NCBI's taxonomy places the organism in Eukaryota, Viridiplantae, Streptophyta, Magnoliopsida, Aquifoliales, Aquifoliaceae. The record is from the annotation of a GenBank genome assembly.
AUGGUAGCGCAAGUAGAUGACAGUGGCAAGAGUAUUAAUGGGAAGAGGAAACCUGAGUUAAGAGAACAGUGGCAAGAGUCUAAGAACGAGAAGAUGAAGACGUCUAGAGGCUUUGAAAUUUUGGCUAGUGUGAACAUUGAUCCUGGUUUUUGUUCUGUAUGGACUGCACUACUACAAAGAAGCAAAAACAAAUCCUGCAGACUUCAGAAAAAGAGCUACCCUUGA